Molecule: messenger RNA, 672 nt
Organism: Nymphaea colorata (pocket water lily)
Lineage: Eukaryota; Viridiplantae; Streptophyta; Magnoliopsida; Nymphaeales; Nymphaeaceae
Product: flowering-promoting factor 1-like protein 3
Exons: 1
Coding region: 126-461 (111 amino acids)
Biological process (GO): regulation of flower development
Source: RefSeq, a predicted model, not a curated record
UCACCACCUUCAUUUGAAGCCUCCUUACUAAGCAGUAAGCACCAUCUCCUCUCUCUGUCUCUCUCUCUCACCGAUCGAGUACUGCUUGCUUUGCUUAAAGCACUCGCAAGUUGAAGCAGCAGAAGAUGUCCGGAGUGUGGGUGUUCAAGAACGGAGUGGCUCGGCUGGUGUCGAACCCGGCGGUGGAGCCGAUCGACGGCAUUGAGCCGACCUGCACGCGGCGGAAGGUGCUGGUCUACGUCCCCACCAAUGAGGUCAUCACGUCCUACGCGCUUCUGGAGAGGAAGCUGCUGAGCUUGGGGUGGGAGCAUUACUACGACGACCCCGACCUCCUGCAGUUCCACAAGACCUCCUCCAUCCACCUCAUCUCCCUCCCCAGGGACUUCUCCAGGUUCAAGUCCGUCCACAUGUUCGACAUCGUCGUCAAGAAUCGCAACGUCUUCGAAGUUAGAGACAUCUAGUUUUCCCCACCUGCCUUUCCCUCCCUCCCUCUCCGUCGCUACUCUUACUACGUAUAUGUUGUCCUCAUGACUUGGUUUAGCCCUAAGGUGGUGCAGUGUUUGAGAGUGGUGGUGGUGAUUCAACCAACAUACAUACAGCGGUAUGUUUGGUGUAGUGUAGCUUGGAUGUUAAGAUGUCGUUUCUGAGUAAUGAAAAAGAAUAUAUUGGCUU